This is a messenger RNA of Clonostachys solani, 1119 nucleotides long. Lineage: Eukaryota; Fungi; Ascomycota; Sordariomycetes; Hypocreales; Bionectriaceae. The record is from the annotation of a GenBank genome assembly.
AUGGAAGUCGUCCUAUGCUUCGCUGGCGUCAUACAUUUGGCGAAGAAGUUGACAAGAAAAUUCCACGAGGUUAAGAUCAAUGCUAGCGUAUUUGAGCUCGAAAUCACCAUCAGCUGUAACAACCUUGUUCAAACUGCCAAUUCGCUCAAUACCGCUAACAAGAACCUUGGGACUCUUUGCUCCGAGCAUAUCGAGUCAUCCAUAUGCAAGCACAUGAAGAAGCAACUGCCACUCCUCGAGGAAGGACGGCAAGGCAUUUGGGACAUGCUAAAAUGGCUUAGCCGUCAGGCCCAAAGUUUUAAGGGUUCGUGGGGGUUCGUGGUUAUGUGGAAGUGGAAAAACUUGAAGCCUUUUUUCGACUGGCUGGGGGCUCAAAUGCAAUUCAUGUUGCUUAACAUACUUGUUAUCAACAGUACCGUCGAGUUAAACAUGGUGGCAGAAUACUUGACCGCUCAUGGCAUUGACAGUUCUCCCUGCUCAAGUCGUUUAAGCAUUAAAGACUACAGGAGGCAGAUCGAGAAGCUGCAGGAGGCCCAACAACUAAGGGAAGGUCAGCUCCCCCUGAUGACAAAAAUACUAUCUAUUUCGCAGAAAUACACGCGAGACUCGAUGGACAUGCUCCGGACAUUGAAGAAAACAUAUUCACCACCAGCUGCGCCCACGUCGCCUUCACACGCGACCGCCGCACGACCGCAGAAUCCCGUGCAAGAGCAGCAAGAACCUACUCUCAUUAUCGACUCAAGACAUAACGAAGACGUAUCCAGCCAUUACUUAAAACCCAGGGACCCUAUUAGGCCAACAAGGAGCGUGCUAUCCCAGAUCAACAUCCGCAUUCCCAUCAACAUCAUCUCUGUCUACAAAGCACUAGAACUAGAUCUUCCUAUCGAGGAUUUGGAAUCGGGAGACCCUCAGAAGGUGCGGUACAUUUCCUCUAAGCAUCGCGCAACCAAUUGGAAGAUUGUGGGCAAAACGCUAGAUGUCAAGAUCUACUCGGAUUCCAACGCUCACUCCAAACCAAAGACGCUCUCGCUCUUCGUCGUUGGCGCCCUCCUGGAUCCGCCCAUCAUACUCGGUCAGCCGUUCUUGAAACAGAGCAAGCGGUACUCCAGAAACGAAUAA